AUGGAAAGAAGACUUCGUGAAGCAUCACUAAAAGGGAGCGUAAAUUCUUUGAUUGGAUUGAUCAAAGAGGACGAGCUCAUUCUUGAUAGAGUGAUUGUGGAUUGCUCGGCGGAGACUCCUUUGCACAUAGCAGCAAUUCUUGGGCAUGUUGAUUUUACUAGAGAGCUUCUACGCCUUAAGCCUGAACUUGUUUUCGAGCUUGACUCACGACGACGCACACCCCUUCACUUGGCAUCGGCAAAAGGAUAUACUGAAAUCGUAAAGGAGUUGGUAUCGGUUGGGGCUGAUGCUUGCUCCGUUCGUGAUCGUGAUGGGAAAACCCCUCUUCAUUUAGCAGCAAUGAAAGGCCGAGUAGAUGUCCUCAGAGAGCUAGUUCGGGUGAGACCCGAAGCAGCUAGGGUCCGUGCCGAUCAUGGGCAGACCAUUCUACACCUUUGUGUGAAGCAUGACCGAUUAGAGGUGCUGGAGCUAUUGUUGAGCUUAGUGAGUGACGAUGAGUUUGUGAACUCCAAAGAUGACAGUGGCAACACUAUCCUCCAUAUUGCAGUGGCUAAUAAGCAGGUUGAGACUGUAAGAUAUUUGCAUGGCAGAAUAGCAAGUAUAGACAGCAAGGAUAUUGAAAACAAGCUGAGAGCUUCAAGAGAUGGCGAAAUUAAGAUAAGCAGUUUGAUGGUGGUGGCUUCACUGAUUGCAACCGUGGGAUUUCAGGUGGGAGUUAACCCUCCAGGUGGUGUCUGGCAAGAGACCAAAUACUUCAACGAAACAGCUGGUAUUUGGCAGCAAGACGAGAAGGAUAUAAAUUUUGACUUGGUGUAUUAUGACCAUGUUUCGAAGAUACGGUUUGCAGGAAUGUCUGUAAUAGCUGAUGAAAGCCCAUAUGAAUUCCGAGUAAUAUUGGGAAGCAACACAUUAGGUUUGUUGGCCUCUAUGAGCAUAAUCUUAUUGCUCAGAAGUGGAUUACCAGUGAAGAGUAGGAUAUUUAUGUGGAUGCUGAUGGUGAUCAUGUGGGUGGCCAUCUCUUCAAUGGCACUCACGUAUGCGUUUGCCAUAUCGUACAUGACCGCGGUUAUAGAAUGGUUUAGCACUGUUGUGCCGCUACCGAAAAAAGUAUUGGUAAAAGAUGAUAUUAGCACCUAUUAUAUAACGUUAUGGACGGUAUAUGGGUGGUUUGGGUUGAUGGCUCUUAUCCUCUUCAGCCACUUUGUUCGAUUGCUGUUGAAGUACUGGAAGAGAAGAUUAUACAAUGUUGGUCCAUUGCUGUUAAGGGGGCCGACAAAGUUAAUUGGAAUGUUUAAGAGGAGGAGGAUGAACGGCGGAGUGAGCAUCUGA
Molecule: messenger RNA, 1329 nt
Organism: Nelumbo nucifera (sacred lotus)
Lineage: Eukaryota; Viridiplantae; Streptophyta; Magnoliopsida; Proteales; Nelumbonaceae
Source: RefSeq, a predicted model, not a curated record